Molecule: messenger RNA, 5730 nt
Organism: Lactuca saligna
Lineage: Eukaryota; Viridiplantae; Streptophyta; Magnoliopsida; Asterales; Asteraceae
Source: the annotation of a GenBank genome assembly
AUGACUCACCGGCAGCGUCCUCCGUCGUCGCCGGAGCCUGACCUUUCUGAUGAAUCUCCCUACAACAUAAUCCCAAUCCACAAUUUACUAGCAGAUCAUCCGUCCCUCCGUUUCCCAGAAGUUCGUGCCGCCACAGCUGCUCUACUGGCUGUUGGCGACCUACGCAGACCGCCCUUCAUUCCAUGGCAACCUCACUACGACCUCCUCGACUGGCUUGGCGCCUUCUUUGGUUUCCAAUCGGACAACGUUUCAAAUCAGCGGGAACACCUCGUUCUCCACCUCGCCAACGCCCAGAUGCGGCUGCAGCCACCGCCGGAAAAUAUCGAUACUCUCGACCCCUCCGUGCUACGCCGCUUUCGCCGUAAGUUACUCAGCAACUACACACACUGGUGCUCCUUCCUCGGCCGUAAAUCCAACAUCUGGAUCUCUGACUCCCGCCGCCAAUUAUCCAACUCCGACCAACGCCGUGAGCUUCUGUAUGUUUCACUUUAUUUACUUAUUUGGGAUUACAUCGAUGAGAACACAGGUAGGCCUGUUUUGCCCGCAAUUUCUGGGGAAAACGCAUUCCUGAAUCGCGUUGUUAAACCAAUUUACGAUACUGUUAAGGCCGAGGUAGCGAACAGUAAGAACGGCACAGCACCACAUUCAGACUGGCGGAAUUACGAUGAUAUAAACGAGUACUUCUGGAGCAGAAGGUGUUUCGAGAAAUUGAAGUGGCCUAUAGAUAUCGGGAGCAAUUUCUUCGCAACAACAAGCAAAGGGAAGAGGGUAGGGAAAACAGGUUUCGUGGAGCAGAGAUCCUUUCUGAACCUGUUUAGAAGCUUCGAUAAGCUCUGGACCAUGUUGUUUCUGUUUCUACAAGCUGCCAUCAUCGUUUCCUGGAGAGAUCCAGACCAUACUCCAUGGAGGGCGUUAAAGAACAAAGACGCCCAAGCAAAAGUUCUAAGUCUGUUCAUAACUUGGAGCUGUUUGCGGUUCCUGAAAGCUCUUCUUGAUGCUGUGAUGCAGUAUAAACUCGUUUCCAGAGAGACUUACUGGCUUGGUGUAAGAAUGGUGUUGAAGAUCAUUACUUCUGUUAUCUGGAUCAUAAUCUUCGUGGUGUUCUACACCAGAAUCUGGAAUCAAAAGAAGGACGAUGGGCGUUGGUCAGCUGCAGCCAAUAAACGAGUGGUAACUUUCCUUGAAGUCGCGUUAGUGUUCAUCCUCCCUGAAAUUCUAGCUCUUCUUCUCUUCAUUCUUCCAUGGAUUCGCAACUUCAUUGAAAACACAAACUGGAGAAUCUUCUACCUCAUAACCUGGUGGUUCCAAAGUAGAACUUUUGUAGGCCGUGGUCUCCGUGAAGGUCUAGUAGACAACAUCAAGUAUUCUUUAUUCUGGAUCAUUGUUCUCGCCACAAAGUUCUGUUUCAGUUACUUUUUACAGAUCAAACCAAUGAUUAAACCCACUAAAGAUCUUCUAGACCUCACAGAUGUCACAUACGAAUGGCACCAAUUCUUUGGUAACAGCAACAGGUUUGCAGUAGGCCUUUUAUGGCUACCAGUUGUCUUAAUCUAUCUCAUGGACACACAAAUCUGGUACUCCAUUUACUCCUCCUUCGUGGGUGCUGCAGUUGGGCUUUUUAGUCAUCUGGGUGAGAUCCGAAAUGUCCAACAACUAAGAUUAAGGUUUCAAUUUUUCGCAAGUGCAAUGCAGUUCAAUCUUAUGCCUGAAGAACAGUUGUUGAACACAAGAGGGACUUUUCGGUCAAAGUUCAAAGACAUUAUCUACAGAUUGAAGCUAAGAUAUGGUCUUGGGAGACCAUUCAAGAAACUCGAAUCAAACCAAAUCGAAGCUCAUAAAUUUGCUUUGAUAUGGAAUGAAAUCAUCUUGACAUUUAGAGAAGAAGACAUUGUUAGUGAUCUUGAAGUCGAGCUUCUUGAAUUGCCUCAAAACACAUGGAACAUUAGAGUUGUACAAUGGCCAUGUUUGUUGCUGUGUAACGAGUUGCUUCUUGCUUUAAGCCAAGCAAAAGAGUUAGUUGAUGCUCCCGAUAGAUGGCUAUGGAAGAAAAUCGGGAAAAACGAAUACAGAAGAUGUUCAGUUAUUGAAACUUAUGAUAGCAUCAGACACAUGCUUCUAACAAUUUUACAAUACAACACACAAGAACACUCAAUCAUCACAACCCUAUUUCAAGAAAUUGAUAACUCAAUCAUCAUCGGAAAGUUCACCAAAACUUUCAACAUGUACGCCCUCCCUACAAUCCACACAAAGCUCAUCACCCUCGUUGACCUCCUGAUAAAGUCAAACAAAGAUGUCAACAAAAUAGUCAACACAUUACAAGCACUUUACGAGGUUGUGAUACGCGAUUUCUUUAAAGAAAAAAGAUCCAUGAAGGAGCUGGAAGAAGACGGUUUAGCCCCUCGUAUUCCACUUUCAGGUGAGGGUUUACUUUUUGAGAAUGCAGUUUCACUCCCCGAUCCAAAAAACGAAAGCUUUUACAGACAAACACGAAGACUCCACACGAUUUUGACUUCCCGUGACUCCAUGAACAACAUUCCCGUGAAUCUUGAAGCAAGAAGACGAAUCGCAUUCUUUAGCAACUCAUUGUUCAUGAACAUGCCACAUGCACCCCAAGUGGAGAAGAUGAUGGCUUUCAGUGUUUUGACACCUUACUACAAUGAGGAAGUGGUGUACAACAAAGAACAGCUUCGAACUGAAAAUGAAGAUGGGGUUUCCACUCUUUAUUAUCUUCAGACAAUUUACGCAGAUGAAUGGGUGAACUUUUUGCAACGGAUGCGUCGCGAAGGGAUGGUGACCGAAGAAGAGUUAUGGACAGAAAAGUUAAGAGAUUUGAGACUUUGGGCAUCUUACAGAGGGCAGACACUUGCCCGAACUGUUAGGGGUAUGAUGUAUUAUUAUCGGGCACUUAAAAUGUUGGCUUUUCUUGAUUCAGCUUCUGAAAUGGACAUUCGUGAAGGUGCAAAAGAAUUAAUUCCAAUGGGGGGUAGUGCCCGGGAUUUAACCCGGGCAGAUAGUCGGGUCAGUAUGAUGUUCAAAGGGCACGAAUAUGGAACAGCUUUAAUGAAGUAUACUUAUGUGGUUGCGUGUCAGAUAUACGGGACCCAAAAGGCGAAAAAGGACCCACAUGCUGAUGAGAUUCUGUAUUUGAUGAAAGAGCAUGAAGCGUUACGUGUGGCGUAUGUUGAUGAGGUGGCGACGCCUGGUGGGACGGAUUAUUUCUCUGUUUUAGUCAAGUUUGACCAAACUCUUGGAAAAGAAGUUGAAGUUUAUCGGGUCAAGUUACCGGGUCCGUUAAAACUCGGGGAAGGUAAACCCGAGAAUCAAAAUCACGCCCUGAUUUUCACCCGUGGAGAUGCUGUUCAAACCAUUGACAUGAAUCAAGAUAAUUACUUUGAAGAAGCUUUGAAAAUGAGGAAUCUGUUGGAAGAAUAUAAACAAAAAUACGGGAUCCGUAAACCGAAUAUCCUAGGAGUUCGCGAAAACAUCUUCACGGGGUCCGUUUCCUCGCUCGCGUGGUUCAUGUCAGCUCAAGAAACAAGUUUUGUGACUUUGGGUCAACGGGUCCUCGCUAACCCGUUGAAGAUCCGUUUACAUUACGGGCACCCGGAUGUAUUCGAUCGCUUCUGGUUCAUGACACGUGGCGGAAUCAGCAAAGCUUCAAGAUUGAUCAACUUAAGUGAAGACAUUUUCGCAGGGUUUAAUUGUACUUUAAGAGGCGGAAACGUAACCCACCAUGAGUAUAUUCAAGUAGGAAAAGGUCGCGAUGUGGGUUUAAAUCAAGUCUCCAUGUUUGAAGCCAAAGUUGCAAGUGGAAACGGGGAACAAGUUUUGAGUAGAGAUGUAUACAGAUUGGGUCAACGCCUUGACUUUUUCAGAAUGCUUUCUUUCUUCUACACCACAGUCGGAUUCUUCUUCAAUACAAUGAUGAUUUCUUUAACUGUAUACGCGUUCUUGUGGGGCCGAUUAUAUCUCGCAUUAAGCGGGGUUGAGAAUUCGGUUUCGGAAAACGCAAAUACAAAUAACGCGUUGGGGACGAUUUUAAACCAACAGUUUAUCGUCCAGCUUGGACUUUUCACAGCCUUACCAAUGAUUGUCGAAAAUACCCUCGAACACGGUUUUCUCGCAGCUAUUUGGGAUUUCAUCACAAUGCAGUUACAACUCUCAUCCGUUUUUUAUACGUUCUCGUUGGGCACGCGUUCGCAUUACUUCGGGCGGACGAUUCUACAUGGUGGAGCGAAAUAUCGGGCAACCGGGCGGGGGUUUGUCGUCCAACACAAAUCAUUCGCUGAAAAUUACCGAUUAUACGCGCGGAGUCAUUUCAUAAAAGCGAUCGAACUCGGUUUAAUCCUGACCGUUUAUGCUGCUUAUAGCCCCGUGGCUAAAGGAACCUUCACUUACAUCGCGUUAACCAUUUCAAGUUGGUUUCUCGUGGUUUCAUGGAUCAUGGCUCCGUUUGUGUUCAACCCAUCCGGAUUCGAUUGGUUGAAAACCGUGUACGAUUUCGAUGAUUUCAUGAACUGGAUUUGGUUUAAAGGAGGCGUGUUUGCAAAACCGGAAGAAAGCUGGGAACGAUGGUGGUAUGAAGAACAGGAUCAUUUAAGAACAACGGGUUUGCUCGGGAAAAUAUUCGAAAUCAUUUUGGAUCUUCGAUUCUUUUUCUUCCAAUACGGGAUUGUUUACCAAUUAGGGAUUGCAGCUGGAAGCAAAAGUGUUGCGGUUUAUAUUCUUUCGUGGAUUUACAUUGUUGUGGCUCUUGUGAUAUAUUCGGUGAUAAUGUAUGCGCGCGAUAAGUACUCUGCGAAAGAGCAUAUUUACUAUCGGCUUGUGCAGUUUCUUGUGAUUGUGAUUGGGAUUUUGAUAAUUAUCGCGUUGUUGGAGUUUACGAGUUUUCGGUUUCUUGAUAUUUUGACGAGUUUGUUGGCGUUUGUGCCUACUGGGUGGGGGUUUCUGUUGAUUGCUCAAGUGUUUAGGCCGAUUUUGGAGAAGAGUUUUAUAUGGGCGACUGUUGUGUCGGUUGCAAGGACUUAUGACACGAUGUUUGGGGUGGUUGUCUUGAUGCCUAGGGUUGAGGAUAUUUCAGAUUGUUGUUGGGAAGAAAUCCAAAAGUUGAAGUGUCAUUCGAGGGUUUGUUUGGUUGGGUAUAUGCGGGUAGAGUUUGUAGAGCGGAAGUGGUGGAGGUGUUUGUUAUAUAAACAGAGGUUUGUUGGAUGUGGGGGAUGAUAUGAUGGAAGGAGUAUAUAUAUACGAAAUAUAGAAGUGGAGACGAUGGUGUACAGGCUUGUUGAUUUUUUCAUUAGCAGCAUGUGAAAAAAGUCUACUUACUUGUGUAGUUAAAAUGAGAGAUGAUCACUAGACAAUAUUUUUGGUAAAUCUGAUUUGUUUAUUUGUGAAUUUUGUGUAUUUUCUGUUUAGUGAGAGGACUUGACGAUAUUUUUUUUGGACAGAUAGUUGUUUUGUCAACAACUUUGAGUAGAUUGGAGGCUAUUCUAUUUCUAUAUCUAAUUCUAUGUGUUUAAUUAAAUAUCGUGAUGACUUUUGCAGCAUUUAAGGAUUGGUUGGGUGCUUUGUUGUCAUAAUAAUUUCUAUCUUCAUAAAUCAAUUUUGUAUGAUAGUAAAUGCUUCCUGGACCAGGUGUCGUGGGGCAGGGAAAGUCGAGAUUUUUAGCUCAUAAAUUAAAUGCUUUCUUAAAAGGGGAAAAUGACGCAACGGCAAUGUAUUUUUGGUCACUGC